Sarcophilus harrisii (Tasmanian devil) is the source of this 14895-nucleotide messenger RNA. It is a transcript of the gene ZFHX3, whose product is annotated as zinc finger homeobox 3. Lineage: Eukaryota; Metazoa; Chordata; Mammalia; Dasyuromorphia; Dasyuridae. Gene Ontology annotation, biological process: regulation of neuron differentiation; brain development; regulation of transcription by RNA polymerase II. Gene Ontology annotation, cellular component: nucleus. The record is from RefSeq and is a predicted model, not a curated record. Gene Ontology annotation, molecular function: zinc ion binding; DNA-binding transcription factor activity, RNA polymerase II-specific; RNA polymerase II cis-regulatory region sequence-specific DNA binding.
CCUUAUUUAUUUUUAAAUAUUUAUAUUCCUGGCUUUUGUCUAUUAUGAGUUCCAGAUGAGGCCAGACUAGCUCUAGAGAACCAGGAAAGGGGGACUUGUCCUUUCCAGCUGAAAAUUUUUGUCAGUUUUAGGACAGUUUGUGGGAGAAUGUCAGUCUGUCAGAGCUGAAUGGGCUGCAUGCUCCUCGGAGCACCUGGUCUCAGGAGAGUGGGAUGUGGGCCGCGGCAGGGAGGGGGCAUUUCAUAGAAAGUGGUCAUUCUUUGCGGGAGGGCUGGAGGUACCUCCACGUGGGCGCCAGGCCUUGAGACCGGCCGUCGGGACAGAUGGAGCACCACUGUUGGGACAGUGGCCAUGGCAGGGAGGACCUGUUUGAUUUCCGCACAAGGCCUCAGUCACAGGGGGCUGGGGCCGGCCCCCAGCCAGGGGACCCCUCAGGUGUCCCUAGGCCUCUUGGGGCCCUGCUCUCACCACCCUUUGGGGGCCUCCUCCAGAGUACCCUCCGGAGCCUUCUGGGCUGCUCUUUGGCUGUCUUCAUUUAUUUUAUUUGAGAUUUUUAACUAUUGCUCCGUCUCCCUCCUGGCAUCGUAUUGCAAGGAUACCUCUUAUUAAUAAAAAGUGGAAGCCAAGCAGCAAAAUUAGAUUUGCCUGAGAGUCCAAACAUUUUCUUUUUGUCUCUAAUUAAUGUGACAGCUUGUGUGUUCCUCGUAGGUAGAGUGCAGACCUGGAGUCCUCACUUUAUUUUCCUGAAGGGACUUCUGUGCCUCGUAUCCGCUCUGGAGUGGGCUCGGUGUCUCAGUCCCACUGCUAUUUUUAUCAUCCUCAUCAUCACCAUCUAGGAUUCAUAGUCACUUUUACAAUUGAAUUAUUUAAUGAUUUUCUUUAAGGUUUUCCUAACCCGUUAAGGAUCACAGUGUGGUUAGCUAGCAUUGUAAUGCAAAAACUCCUCUUAUAUCUGACCAGAAGUCAGUGUUUCCAGAAGCCAGGGCACUUUAAAUAAAAAUAAUACUCUGGUUUCAAAAGUCAUUCACCACCUUUCAUUUUUUUUUUUCCUUCUGCCCCCUCUGUUUCCCCUCUUCCCAGGUUAUCUCGCAUUGGAAUGGAUAGCCUGGGCUGGCUGUCUUCUGGCUUUCCUAGGGCCUUGUUCUCUAGCAGCGGCCCUGCUUCCUAAGGUAUUAGCUUAGCCUUUCAAUCUUUUUUUGUUAGACAAUCCAGGCAUUUCCUUGAUUACUAGCCUCCUGCCAAUAGGCUCGGUCCCUGGAUGCUUUGAAAACCCCAGAUUUCCUGUGAAUAGGGCAAAAUAGUCUUUGUAAAUGCGACAUUGCUCCCUCUCACCCAAGAAGAGAAUAUUCCUCUCUCCAUACAGUUCUUUGCUUUGUUUAUUUCUGCGAUGCAAAUGGUUUCCUGAUACAUUUUUUUUUUUUACUCAAAGGAGACUAUAAUUCAAGAUGGUGGAGGGAUCGGAUUGAAGGAAAAAGCAGGUACCUCUUUCAGGGGAAAAUGAGUGACUUUGUGGACCUCCUGCAGGGAUGCUCCUGUUCCUUCCCCUCCCCCCUGAGAUCUUUUUUUCUGGCUUUUUGAUAUUUAUACAAGGAUGAUAAAGGUUAAAUUUCGGAUAUGUAAAGUUGACUAGUAAUGCUAUGCUAAUCAUGAGUCAGUGGAGCAGGAGUAUUCGAUUUGACUCUGCUGGGAGAAUCUCUCUGUGCAACAUCUAUGUUCGGGGAGGGGGGAGAUGGGUGUGGACAUCUAGGAAUAUAUCUACAGACACACAUAUGUAUGUAUACGCAUUUCACCCAUGCUGUGGCUGUUACUCGGCCUUGCUGAGGAAAGGGCAGGCCCAGCGCAGCCUCCUGCUCCAUUUCUGCCUUGCAGUGAUAGAAACUUGAGCGUUGGGACCCGGAGAAGGGGAUGUUUUUAUAAGUUUCUGCAGCUGAAAAACAGAAGUGUUCUGUAAAGCAGUUAAUAGGAUGGGUGUGUGUUUAAAAGAAAUUCCUGUCCACAUUGGCUAACGCACCCAUGCAAGUAGUUUGGCUCUGACGUGGCCGGGGCUGGGAGACUAAUGGAUAAGAUUCUGAAGGGACAGGCUCUUUAAAAAAAAAGAAAGAAAGAAAGAAAGAAAGAAAGGAAAAUGGAAAAGAAAAGAAGGCUGGCUCUCCUUUCUUGAAGACUCCUGCAGAUUCUAGCCGGGCCUCUGGGGCUUCUGGCGAAGGGGGGUCAGUGCCCUCCAGGGGAGCCCCGCUUUUGUUCUCCUUUGACCUUUCCACAAUGGGUGCAGAAGGCAGCUGGGGGAGAGCCGGCUAACGGCCGGCCAUGGCACGGCCUGGCACCCCGGCGGCGGCGGCCUGCUUUGUCCGGCCGCGGAAGGCCCGCGAGAGCUCCUGCCCGCCGGAGCCGGCGUCCUCACGCUCGCGAUGAGCAGCCCCUGACUGUGCCAGACAGAACUGUAGAUGUCAGGCUUUGCACAGAGAGGAGGCGAGCCAGGCAGAGGCAAGCAGCGGGGCUGUGAGUUUCAAAUUAACCUUCCGCUUUGUUGAUGUGUAAUGUGGAUUUCCAGCCCCCUCCCCUUCCCCCCAGCUAGUGCAGUGUACACUGGCAAAUUGUGAGAGUUGGGCUUCAUUUACAUAAAGCUAUUACAGGAAUCUGGUCAGCAGGCAGGCUGCAUUCAGGCCCCUGGCCUCCCGGGGGGAGGGGAGUGCACGCCUGGUGCCGGCUGAUGGGUAAAGCCCAGCAGCUCCCUCCAGGGACUGUGCCUUCCUGAGCAGGGUGGGGAGGGAUGGGGCAGCGCAGGGAUGGCUCCCCGCCCCCCCACCCCUCAGCAUGAAAGCUCUGCCCCCCGGCCCCCAGCCCAGCGCAGGCGCUGGGGGCCCAGGGGAAGGGGAGAGGAUGCCUCCUGGGGCUGGCAAGGUGGGGGGGGGGGCGCUUAGUGACGAGGAGAUUUCCCAGGCUGGCCAGAGGGCAGUCAAUGGAUCUGUCAUCCGUGGCAUCUCCUCCUUCCUGAGGUGUGUGCAGGCCUUGGGCUCCAGGUCCGAACCGUACUGGGUGCAAUGAAAGCUCCAUGCAGGCCUUACCAUGGAAGGCUGUGACUCGCCUGUCAUCCCUGGGAAGGACAAUGGGUGUGGGAUCCCUCAGCACCAGCAAUGGACUGAACUCAACAGCACCCACCUCCCUGACCAACCCAGUAGCAUGGAGCAGUCCGCCACAGACAGCCACGGGCCCCUAGACAGCCUGCGGGCCCCCUUCAAUGAGCGCGGCCCGGACAGCGCGCACUCGGCCGGCCCCACCGCUGAGCCCGCCGGCAAGGAGGUCAGCUGCAACGAGUGCUCGGCCUCCUUCGCCAGCCUACAGACCUACAUGGAGCAUCACUGCCCCAGCGCCCGCCCCCCGCUCCCCCUGAGGGAGGAGAGCGGGAGCGACUCCAGUGAGGAGGGGGAUGAGGAGAGUGACGUGGAAAACCUGGCUGGAGAGAUAGUCUACCAGCCCGAUGGCUCGGCCUACAUUGUCGAGAGCCUCAGCCAGUUGGUCCAAAGUGGGGGGGCCUGUGGCAGCGGCAGCGGGGCGCUCCCGGCGCUCUUUCUGAACUCUCUGCCCAGCGCUGGGGGUAAGCAGGGGGAGCCCUCUUCCGCCGCCCCGGUCUACCCACAGAUCAUCAAUACGUUCCACAUAGCCUCAUCCUUCGGGAAAUGGUUUGAGGGCUCAGACCAGGCCUUCCCGAAUACCUCAGCCCUGACGGGCGUCAGCCCCGUCCUGCACAGCUUCCGCGUUUUUGAUGUGCGGCACAAAAGCAACAAGGAUUACCUGAACAGCGAUGGUUCCGCCAAAAGCUCCUGCGUAUCCAAAGAUGUCCCCAACAAUGUGGACCUGUCCAAGUUUGACGGCUUUGUGCUCUACGGGAAGAGGAAGCCCAUUCUCAUGUGUUUCUUGUGCAAGCUCUCCUUUGGCUACGUCCGCUCGUUCGUGACCCACGCCGUGCACGACCACCGCAUGACCCUCAGCGAGGAAGAGCGGAAAAUUCUUAGUCACAAGAACAUUUCCGCCAUCAUCCAAGGAAUCGGCAAAGACAAGGAACCCCUUGUCAGUUUUCUGGAACCAAAAAACAAAAACUUUCAGCACCCUUUAGUUUCCGCAGCUAACCUCAUGGGGCCCGGACACAGCUUUUAUGGUAAAUUUAGCGGCAUUCGGAUGGAAGGGGAGGAGGCGCUCCCGGGUGCUUCGGCCAGUGCCGCCGAGCAGCCCCAGCCAGGCCUUUUGACGCCUGGGACCCUCUUGAACCUUGGCGGGCUGACCAGCUCGGCUCUGAAGACCCCAAUUACCUCAGUCCCCCUGGGCCCCUUGGCUUCCAGUCCUACCAAAUCCUCAGAGGGCAAGGACCCUGGGGUAGCAGAGGGUGAGAAGCAAGAAGUGGGUGACCAGGAUAGUCUCUCAGAGAAGGCAGAGCCAGCUGAGGAUGCGGAGGAGGAGGAAGAGGAGGAGGAGGAGGAUGCAGAGGAGGAAGAGGAGGAGGAGGAGGAAGAGGAGGAGGAGGAGGAGGAAGAUGAGGGUUGCAAAGGACUCUUUCCGAGUGAGUUGGAGGAUGAGUUGGAGGACAGGCCCCACGAGGAGUCUGGGGCCAUGGCAGGUGGCAGCAACAAAAAUGACCUUGCUCUCUCAAACCAAAGCAUUUCUAACUCUCCCUUAAUGCCUAACAUGCUCCAGACUCUGUCGCGGAGCACCGCUUCUACUAGUUCUAAUUCUACUUCUUCCUUUGCUGUCUUUGAUGGUGCAAACAGGAGGAAUCGUUUAAGCUUUAACAGUGAGGGUGUCAGGGCCAGUGUGGCAGAGGGCAGCAGGAGGUUGGACUUCCUGGAUGAAAGUGCCAAUAAAGACAAUGCCACAGCACCAGAACCAAAUGAAAGCGCAGAGGGGGAUGAGGGGGGCUACCUCUCCCAUCACCAGCACGCUGGGGCCCUCUGUGAGCUUGGGGUGGGGGAGUGCCCCUCGGGGAGCGGUGUGGAGUGCCCCAAGUGUGACACGGUCCUGGGCUCUUCCCGCUCCCUGGGGGGGCACAUGACCAUGAUGCAUUCUCGGAACUCGUGCAAGACGCUCAAGUGUCCCAAGUGCAAUUGGCACUACAAGUACCAGCAGACGCUCGAGGCGCACAUGAAGGAGAAGCAUCCCGAGCCCGGCGGCUCGUGCGUCUACUGCAAGAGCGGGCAGCCUCACCCGCGCCUGGCGCGGGGCGAGAGCUACACGUGCGGUUACAAGCCUUUCCGCUGUGAGGUCUGUAACUACUCGACUACUACCAAAGGCAACCUCAGUAUUCAUAUGCAGUCCGACAAGCAUCUCAACAACAUGCAGAACCUGCAGAAUGGGGGGGGCGAGCAAGUCUUCAGUCACUCGGCCGGGGCCGCGGCCGCAGCUGCGGCAGCCGCGGCGGCCGCGGCCAACAUCGGCAACACCUGCGGGGCCCCCUCCCCCACCAAACCAAAAACCAAGCCCACCUGGCGGUGCGAGGUGUGCGACUACGAGACCAACGUGGCCCGGAACCUCCGCAUCCACAUGACCAGCGAGAAGCACAUGCACAACAUGAUGCUCCUGCAGCAGAACAUGACCCAGAUGCAGCACAACCGGCACCUGGGCCUCGGGGCCCUGCCCUCCCCGGCCGAGGCCGAGCUCUACCAGUACUAUCUGGCCCAGAACAUGACGCUGCCCAACCUCAAGAUGGACAGCCCUGCCUCGGAGGCCCAGUUCAUGAUGAGCGGGUUUCAGCUGGAUCCCACCAGCCCCAUGACGGCAAUGGCGACCCCAGCUCUAGUGGGCGGUGAAAUACCCCUAGACAUGCGGCUGGGGGGCGGGCAGCUGGUGUCUGAGGAGCUGAUGAACCUGGGCGAGAGCUUCACACAGACCAAUGACCCGUCCCUGAAGCUGUUCCAGUGUGCGGUGUGUAACAAGUUCACCACCGACAGCCUGGACCUGCUGGGCCUGCACAUGAACAUGGAGCGCGGCCUCCCUGAGGAGGAGUGGAAGGCAGUGAUGGGGGACUCCUAUCAGUGCAAGCUCUGCCGGUACAAUACCCAGCUCAAGGCCAAUUUUCAGCUCCACUGCAAGACGGACAAGCAUGUGCAGAAGUACCAGCUGGUAGCGCACAUCAAGGAAGGCGGGAAGGCCAACGAGUGGAGACUGAAGUGCGUGGCCAUUGGAAACCCUGUGCAUUUGAAGUGCAAUGCCUGUGACUACUAUACUAACAGUCUGGAGAAGCUCCGGCUCCACACGGUCAACUCGCGGCACGAAGCAAGCCUGAAGCUGUACAAGCACCUUCAGCAUCACGAGGCCGGCGUGGAAGGAGAGAGCUGCUACUAUCACUGUGUCCUGUGUAACUACUCCACCAAGGCCAAGCUUAACCUCAUCCAGCAUGUGCGCUCCAUGAAACAUCAGCGCAGCGAGAGCCUGCGCAAGCUGCAGAGGCUCCAGAAGGGUCUUCCUGAGGAAGAGGAGGACUUGGGGCAGAUAUUCACCAUCCGCAAAUGCCCGGCCACCGACCCAGAAGAAUCAAUUGAAGAUGCCGAAGGACCUAGUGAAACAGCUGCUGACCCAGAAGAGCUCACUAAAGAUCCAGAAAGUGGAGGUGAUAAAGACCAGGGCAAGUGGCCAGCCUCGUCCAGCCAGGCAGACAAGGAGCUUCCAGACUGUCCUGCAGCCUCCAAGCGCGCGUCCUUCCCGAGUGGCUCGGAGCCCCCACUCUCUUCCAAGCGACCCAAAACAUCGGAGGAGGCCAGAGCAGAGCAGAUGUUCCAGUGCCCGUACUGUAAGUACAGUAACGCAGAUGUGAACCGGCUGCGGGUACACGCCAUGACUCAGCACUCGGUGCAGCCCAUGCUGCGCUGUCCGCUGUGCCAGGAUAUGCUCAACAACAAGAUCCACCUGCAGCUGCACCUCACCCACCUCCACAGCGUGGCCCCAGACUGUGUCGAGAAGCUCAUCAUGACGGUGACAACCCCUGAAAUGAUGAUGCCCAGCAGCAUGUUUCUCCCGGCCGCUGUUCCAGACCGAGAUGGGAGCUCCAACCCAGAGGAGGCGGGAAAGCAGCCUGAAACCUCAGAGGAUCUGAGGAAGAGCGUCCUGCCACCAGAAAGCACAGAACACAGUGGAGAGCUGAAACCCUCCCCCGCUGACCCAAGCUCGGCACGGGAGGAAUCGGGCUUCCUGUGCUGGAAGAAAGGAUGCAACCAAGUCUUCAAAACCUCUUCAGCUCUUCAAACGCAUUUCAAUGAGGUCCACGCCAAGAGGCCUCAGCUGCCCGUGUCCGACCGCCACGUGUACAAGUACCGCUGCAAUCAGUGCAGCCUGGCCUUCAAGACGGUGGAGAAGCUUCAGCUCCACUCGCAGUACCACGUCAUCAGGGCGGCCACCAUGUGCUGCCUCUGCCAACGCAGUUUUCGGACUUUCCAGGCCUUGAAAAAGCACCUCGAGACCAGCCACCUGGAGCUGAGCGAGGCGGACAUCCAGCAGCUGUACAGCGGCCUCCUGGUCAAUGGCGACCUGCUGGCCAUGGGUGACCCGUCCUUGGCGGAAGAUCACACCAUCAUCGUGGAGGAGGACAAGGAGGAGGAGAGUGACCUGGAGGAUAAGCAGAGCCCCACGGGCAGCGAUUCUGGGUCGGUCCAAGAGGAUUCAGGCUCAGAACCAAAGAGGGCUCUUCCUUUCAGAAAAGGCCCAAAUUUCACAAUGGAGAAGUUUCUGGAUCCUUCCCGCCCUUACAAAUGUACGGUCUGCAAGGAGUCUUUUACCCAAAAGAACAUUCUCUUGGUUCACUAUAACUCGGUCUCCCAUCUGCACAAGUUAAAGAGAGCCCUCCAGGAGUCGGCCACUGGCCAGCCAGAGCCCACCAGCAGUCCCGACAACAAGCCCUUUAAGUGUAACACCUGCAACGUGGCCUAUAGCCAGAGUUCCACUCUGGAGAUCCACAUGAGGUCCGUGCUGCAUCAGACCAAGGCCCGAGCAGCCAAGCUGGAGGCCGCAGGGGGCAGUGGGGCCAGCAACGGCACCGGCAGCAGCAACAGCCUCCCUCUGGGAGCUUCGGCCCCGAGUCCCGUGAACACGAGCGGGAGCAGCAGCGCCUUCCCCGCCGCCAGCUCGGGCAGCGCCGGCACGGCCCCAGGCGCCGGCCUGCUCAGCCAGGCCCCGGGCGACAGCGUGGGGGGGAUGCCGCCCCUCGGGAACCCUGCGACCUCUGGCAUCACCUCCCCUUCAGAGCCCAAGGAGGUCAACCGCAAGAAGCUGGCAGAUAUGAUUGCCUCCAGGCAGCAGCAGCAGCAGCAGCAGCAGCAACAGCAGCAGCAGCAGCAGGCCCAGACGCUGGCACAGGCCCAGGCCCAGGUUCAGGCGCACCUGCAGCAGGAGCUGCAGCAGCAGGCGGCCCUCAUCCAGUCCCAGCUUUUCAACCCCGCCCUGCUGCCCCACUUCCCCAUGACCACAGAGACCUUGCUCCAGUUGCAGCAGCAGCAGCAUCUCCUCUUCCCCUUCUACAUCCCCAGCGCCGAGUUCCAGCUCAACCCAGACGUGAGCCUGCCCGUCACAAGCGGGGCCAGCCUGAUGCUGACCGGGACCGGCCCCAGCCUGCUGGAGGACUUGAAGGCUCAGGUGCAGAUCCCCCAGCAGAGCCACCAGCAGAUCCUGCAGCAGCCGCCGCAGCCGCAGGGCCAGCUCUCGCUGUCGCAGCCACACGCUGGCCUCCUGCCGCAGGGCCAGCACCCAGAGAAGAAGAGCAAAUCCGUGGUCGUCAAGGAAAAAGACAAAGAGUGUCAGAGGGAGGGCGCAGAGAGAGGUGAGGGGGGCGCCGGCCCCAAGGAAUCCCAUCCAGACCCCUCCAAGCCCAAAGACAAGAAAGACUUCGCGCCCGGAGCUGGCGCUGAAGCCGCGAUGCUCCCCCCGCGCAUCGCCUCAGACGCCAGGGGCAACGCCACUAAGGCCUUGCUGGAGAACUUUGGCUUUGAGCUGGUCAUCCAGUACAACGAGAAUAAGCAGAAAGUGCAGAAGAAGAGUGGCAAGGCGGAGCCGGGAGACAGCCUGGAGAAGCUGGAAUGCGACUCAUGCGGCAAGCUCUUCUCCAACAUCCUGAUCCUGAAGAGUCACCAAGAGCACGUGCACCAACAUUACUUUCCCUUUAAGCAGCUGGAGAGGUUCGCCAAGCAGUACCGCGAGCACUACGAUAAGCUGUACCCACUGAGACCCCAGACUCCGGAGCCGCCCCCCCCCCCCCCCCCCCCCCCGCCGCUCCCCACGGCGCCGCCCCAGCCGGCCUCCACCCCAACUCUCCCCACGCCUGCUCCUCCCAUCACUUCUCCCACCAUUGCCCCGGCCCAGCCCUCCGUGCCGCUCACACAGCUCUCCAUGCCCAUGGAGCUGCCCAUCUUCUCGCCGCUCAUGAUGCAAACCAUGCCCCUGCAGACAUUGCCAGCCCAGUUGCCCCCUCAGCUCGGUCCGGUCGACCCUCUGCCCGCCGACCUGGCUCAGCUUUACCAGCAUCAGCUCAACCCCAGCCUGCUCCAGCAGCAGAACAAGAGGCCCCGCACCAGAAUCACUGACGACCAGCUCCGCGUCCUCCGGCAGUAUUUUGACAUCAACAACUCCCCCAGUGAGGAACAGAUCAAAGAGAUGGCCGACAAGUCUGGAUUGCCGCAGAAGGUGAUCAAGCAUUGGUUCAGAAAUACCCUGUUCAAGGAGCGCCAGCGCAACAAGGACUCGCCCUACAACUUCAGCAACCCCCCCAUCACGAGUCUGGAAGAACUCAAGAUCGACUCACGGCCGCCUUCGCCGGAGCCCCAGAAGCACGAGUACUGGGGGAGCAAGAGGUCGUCCAGGACGCGCUUCACCGACUACCAGCUGAGAGUCCUGCAGGAUUUCUUCGACGCCAAUGCUUACCCGAAGGACGACGAGUUUGAGCAGCUUUCCAAUUUACUGAACCUGCCCACCCGAGUCAUCGUGGUCUGGUUUCAGAACGCCCGACAGAAGGCCAGGAAGAAUUACGAAAACCAGGGAGAGGGCAAAGACGGGGAAAGGCGCGAGCUUACCAAUGACAGGUAUAUCCGAACGAGCAAUUUAAACUACCAGUGCAAAAAAUGUAACUUAGUCUUUCAACGUAUUUUUGAUCUCAUUAAGCAUCAGAAAAAGCUGUGUUACAAAGAUGAGGACGAGGACGGGCAGGACGAUAGCCAAAACGAGGACUCUAUGGACGCCAUGGAGCUUCUGACUCCAACCAGUUCCUCCUGCAGCACCCCGAUGCCCUCCCAGGCCUACGGGGCCCCGGCCUCGGCGGCCAACGCGUCGGCUUCAACCUUUUUGCAGCUCAGCGCGGAGGCCGAGGAAGCCUCCGCCUUCGGCUCCAAAAUAGAAGCUACAGACGAGAAACCAAAGCAGCCCGAACCUCCCGGUGCACAGCCAAACCAAACCCAAGAGAAGCAAGUACAGCCAAAGCACGAGUCUCAGCCGCCACCGCCGGCGGACCAGCCGGACCAGAAGGGCAACGCCGCCCCGCCGAAGAACCCCGCGCUGCCCUCCCCGGCCCUGCAGCAGCCGCCCCAGCAGGCGCCACCCGCGUGCUCCCUGCCCCAGUCGAGCCCCAGCCCGUCCUCGCAGCUCUCCCACCUGUCUCUCAAGCCCCUCCACACCUCCACGCCGCAGCAGCUGGCCAACCUCCCUCCCCAGCUCAUCCCCUAUCAGUGCGACCAGUGCAAGCUGGCCUUCCCCUCCUUCGAGCACUGGCAAGAGCAUCAGCAGCUCCACUUCCUGAGUGCACAAAACCAGUUCAUCCACCCACAGUUUCUGGACAGGACGCUGGACAUGCCUUUCAUGCUGUUCGACCCCAGUAACCCACUGCUCGCGAGCCAGCUGCUGUCCGGGGCCCUGCCCCAGGUGCCGGCAAGCUCGGCCACGUCCCCUUCCACGCCCACCUCCACCAUGAACACUCUGAAGAGGAAGCUGGAGGAGAAAGCCAGCGCCAGCCCCGGGGAGAAUGACAGUGGGACUGGGGGAGAGGAGCCUCAAAGAGAUAAGCGCCUACGGACGACCAUCACCCCCGAGCAACUGGAGAUCCUCUACCAGAAGUACCUGCUGGACUCCAACCCCACCCGGAAGAUGCUGGAUCACAUUGCACAUGAAGUGGGCCUGAAAAAGCGGGUGGUGCAGGUCUGGUUUCAGAACACCCGAGCUCGGGAAAGGAAAGGGCAGUUUCGGGCCGUGGGCCCUGCCCAGGCCCACAGGCGGUGCCCCUUCUGCCGGGCGCUCUUCAAAGCCAAGACUGCCCUGGAGGCCCACAUCCGCUCCCGCCACUGGCACGAGGCCAAAAGAGCUGGCUACAAUUUGACUCUGUCAGCGAUGCUGUUGGACUGUGAUGGCGGCAUACAGAUGAAAGGAGACAUUUUUGACGGGAGCGGCUUUUCCCACUUGCCACCCGGCGGCAGCGAUGGCCAGGGGGUGCCCCUCUCGCCGGUGAGUAAAACCAUGGAGCUGUCCCCCAGAACCCUGCUCAGCCCUUCCUCCAUCAAAGUGGAAGGAAUAGAAGACUUCGAAAGUCCCUCCAUGUCCUCAGUCAAUCUCAGCUUUGACCAAACCAAGCUGGACAACGACGACUGCUCCUCUGUCAACACGGCCAUCACAGACACCACCACGGGAGACGAAGGCAACGCCGACAAUGACAGCGCCACGGGGAUAGCCACUGAAACCAAGUCGUCGUCAGCGCCCAGCGAGGGGCUGACCAAAGCCGCCAUGAUGGCCAUGUCCGAGUACGAAGAUCGCUUGUCUUCCGGCCUGGUCAGCCCGGCUCCUAGCUUUUACAGCAAGGAGUAUGACAACGAAGGCACGGUGGACUACAGCGAGACGUCCAGCCUGGCCGAUCCCUGCUCCCCGAGCCCCGGGGCCAGCGGCUCGGCCAGCAAAUCCGGGGACAGCGGAGACCGGCCGGGCCAGAAACGGUUUCGGACUCAGAUGACCAACCUUCAGCUGAAAGUCCUCAAGUCGUGCUUUAAUGACUACAGGACGCCGACCAUGCUGGAGUGCGAGGUCCUGGGCAAUGACAUUGGACUGCCAAAGAGAGUCGUUCAGGUCUGGUUCCAGAACGCCCGAGCAAAGGAAAAGAAGUCCAAGCUAAGCAUGGCCAAGCAUUUCGGUAUCAACCAAACAAGCUACGAGGGACCCAAAACAGAGUGCACUUUGUGUGGCAUCAAGUACAGCGCCCGGCUGUCUGUACGUGACCAUAUCUUUUCUCAGCAGCAUAUCUCCAAAGUGAAAGACACCAUCGGGAGCCAGCUGGACAAGGAGAAAGAGUACUUUGACCCGGCCACCGUCCGCCAGCUGAUGGCUCAGCAAGAGCUGGAUCGGAUCAAAAAGGCCAACGAAGUCCUUGGGCUGGCAGCUCAGCAACCUGGGAUGUUCGACAACCCUCCUCUUCAAGCUCUUAACCUCCCCACUGCUUAUCCUGCGUUACAGGGCAUCCCCCCAGUGUUGCUCCCUGGCCUCAACAGCCCGUCUCUGCCGAGCUUCACUCCAUCCAACACAGCUUUAACUUCUCCCAAACCGAACCUGAUGGGUCUGCCUGGCACUACGGUCCCUUCACCUGGCCUUCCGACUUCUGGAUUACCAAAUAAACAGUCGUCAGCCUCGCUGAGCUCCCCGACCCCAGCACAAGCCACGAUGGCGAUGACCCCGCAACAACCCCCCCAGCCCCAGCAGCAGCAGCCGCCGCCACCGGUGCAGCAGCAGCAGCAGCAGCCACCCCCACAGCAGCAGCAGCAGCCCCCCACGCAGCAGCAGCAGCCACCUCCGCAGCAGCAGCCACCGCCUCUGCAGCAGCAGCAGCAGCAGCAGCAGCAGCAGCAGCAGCAGCAGCAGCAGCAGCGAAAGGACAAGGAAGUAGAGAAAAUUAAAGAAAAAGAAAAGGCACAUAAAGGGAAAGGGGAGACCCUGGCGGGCCCCAAGAAGGACAAAGGAGAGGCCCCCGCAGCCACCCUCUCUGCCCCGUUACCCACAAUGGAGUACGCGGUGGACCCGACCCAGCUGCAGGCCCUGCAGGCAGCCUUGACCUCGGACCCCACCGCUUUGCUCACCAGCCAGUUCCUUCCUUACUUCGUCCCCGGCUUCUCUCCUUACUAUGCCCCCCAGAUCCCGGGCGCCUUGCAGAGCGGCUACCUGCAGCCCAUGUACGGCAUGGAGGGCUUGUUCCCUUACAGCCCCGCGCUGUCGCAGGCCCUGAUGGGGCUGUCCCCCGGCUCCCUGCUGCAGCAGUAUCAGCAAUACCAGCAGAGUCUGCAGGAGGCACUGCAGCAGCAGCAGCAACAGCAGCAGCGGCAGCUGCAGCAGCAGCAGCAGCAGCAGCAGCCACCACCGCAGCAGCAGCAGCAGCACCAACCGCAGAAAGUACAGCAGCAGCAGCAAGCGCCCCAGCCGCAGCAGCAGCAGCAGCAGCAGCAGCCGCCCAAAGCAAGCCAAACCCCAGUCCCCCCGGGGGCCGCUUCCCCCGACAAAGACCCUGCCAAAGAAUCCCCCAAACAAGAAGAGCAGAAAAGUGCACCCCGUGAGGUGUCCCCCCUCCUGCCGAAACCCCCAGAAGAGCCAGAAGCAGAAAGCAAAAGUGUGGACUCCCUCUCGGACCCCUUCAUUGUUCCAAAGGUGCAGUACAAGCUGGUCUGCCGCAAGUGCCAGGCGGGCUUCGGCGACGAGGAGGCGGCCACGAGCCACCUGAAGUCCCUCUGCUUCUUGGGCCAGGCAGCGGCGAGCCUGCAGGAGAUGGUGCUCCACGUGCCCACGGGCGGCGGAGGGGGGGCCGGCGGGGGAGCCGGCGGCGGGGGCGGGGCCGGCGGCGGGGGCGGCGGGGGCCCCUACCACUGCCUGGCCUGCGAGAGCACCCUCUGCGGGGACGAGGCGCUGAGUCAACAUCUCGAGUCGACCUUGCACAAACACAGAACAAUCACGAGAGCAGCAAGAAACGCCAAAGAGCACCCUAGUUUAUUACCUCACUCUGCCUGCUUCCCCGGUCCUGGCACCGCAUCUACCUCGCAGUCUGCCGCUCACUCAAACGACAGCCCCCCGCCCCCCUCCUCCUCCUCCUCUUCCUCUUCUUCCUCCUCCUCCUCCUCCUCCUCCUCUGCUUCCCCCCACGCCUCCUCCAGAAAGUCUUGGCCUCCAGGGGUCCCUCGGGCUUCGGUUGGGAAGCCCGCUUCUUUUCCUCCUCUCUCCUCAUCUUCAACGGUUACCUCAAGUUCAUGCAGCACCUCAGGGGUUCAGCCCUCGAUGCCAACAGACGACUAUUCGGAGGAGUCUGACACGGAUCUUAGCCAAAAGUCCGAGGGGCCAGCCAGCCCGGCCGAGGGGCCCCCGGCCCCCAGCUGCCCCCCCCAGGACCCUGGUCUAGCUAGUGUAGGAAUGGACCCCUUCAGAUUGUAAGCUUUGAAGAUGAACAAUUUAAAACACAAACACACACACACACACACACACACACAAAUGAAUUUAAAUAAAAAAAUUAAUAACAAACCAAUUUCAAAAAUAGACUAACUGCAAUUCCAAAGCUUCUAACCAAAAAAAAAAAAAGAAAAAAAAAGAAAAAAAAAAGAAAAAGCGUGGGUUGUUUUCCCAUAUAACUAUCUAUGCCGGUGAUUUUACAUUCUUACCUUUUUUUUUUCUUUUACUAUAAAAUACCAACUCUGUUACAUUUGUCCUUUUGAAGGUACUAUUGGUCUGGGAGACAGAAGUCCAUAGGGCCUCCUCAUUGUCUUUGGAGCUUACACCCCCUUGUAUAUUGCCCCUUUUCAAUAACGCCCCAAUUGAUAGCACAGCAGAGUCCGGCAUGCACUGUAUGGGAAAGCAGUCCACCUUGUUACAGUUUUAAAUUUCUUGCUAUCUUAGCAUUCAGAUACCAAUGGCUUGCUAAAA